Messenger RNA from Vanessa atalanta (red admiral), 2769 nucleotides. RefSeq lists its product as uncharacterized. The coding region runs from base 1 to 2769 and encodes 922 amino acids. The transcript has 4 exons. The record is from RefSeq and is a predicted model, not a curated record. Lineage: Eukaryota; Metazoa; Arthropoda; Insecta; Lepidoptera; Nymphalidae.
AUGGCCCGGCGCUGUCUCCAGGCGAACAUCAACCACUCUGCCAGGGCCCAGGACCUACUAGUCCAAAGCAUGGCAGAGUGGCAAAUCGACGUGGCGGUGGUCUCGGAGCCCUAUGUCGUUCAUUUAUGGGACGACUGGGUGUCCGACCACGAGGGAGUGGUGGCGAUCGUCGCCCCUGCCGUCGCUGGUUCCCCUGCUAUCGAAGGGGUAGCCAGGGGCAGAGGGUUCGUGGUCGCUGCAGUCGGGGGUAUGGCGGUCGUGGGCGUUUACGCCUCGCCCAACCGGAGUCUCGCGGAGUUUGAACAGCUACUCGUUGAGUCGCUGGAGGAGUGGGCUGUGUCACUGGGCCUCGCGGUGAUCAACAGUGGGUCGGAGAGCACGUGCGUGCGGCAGCAGGGCGAGUCGAUCGUGGACGUAAAGUUCGCGUCCAUCGCCCUAGCCCGCCGUGUUCGAGACUGGAGGGUGGAGACGGCCGUGGAGACUCUAUCGGAUCAUCGAUACAUCCGAUACGAUGUCUCCGCGGCACCGGUCGUCCGGCCCGCUGUUGUGCGGUCAGAAGGUCCGCGGUGGAGUCUGGGCCGUCUCGACAGCCAGUUGGCAAAAGAGGCGGCCAUCGUGGAGGCCUGGUGCGCCGGUUCCGACCCGGUUGUCCAGGUCGACCGAGAGGCUGACCGACUCGGCGCCGCCCUGUUCCGCAUUUGCGAUGUGGCGAUGCCGAGAGUCAAGCCUCAGACUCCACGUCGCCGCGUAUACUGGUGGCGGCCGGAACUCCGUCAGCUACGGAGAGCCUGCGUUGCGGCCCGCCGCCAGUACGCCCGAUGCAGACGAAGGAGAGUCCGCGACCACGAUCUGGAGGCGGCCCUUUACACCGCCUAUAGAGACGCCUGUGUUACGCUCCAAAAGGCCAUAGCACAGGCGAAGGAAGCGGCGUGGACGGAGUGGCUCGGCACCCUCGACAGGGAUCCGUGGGGGAGACCGUACCGGGUCGUGAGACAAAAACUCCGACCCUGGACACCCCCGCUCACCACUCUCCAGCCACACCUUCUGGAGAGCGUUGCGAGCGCGCUGUUCCCGGAGCGUCGAGAGUUCGUCCCUCCAUCGAUGGCCCCACUGCGCAGCGAACGAGACGAACGAGAUCUGGCGCUCCCGGUCACCGAGGCGGAGUUGUCCGCGGCUGUCCUUAGGCUCCGUUCCAAGAGGACAGCCCCGGGGCCAGACGGUAUUCCGGGGCGCGCCCUGGUGAUCGUCUCAGAAGAGAUAGGUGAGAACAUCCGCCGCCUAUUCUCAGCGUGUCUGGCUCAAGGCAGGUUCCCCGAUCGGUGGAAAACGGGAAGGCUCGUACUCAUCCGUAAGGAGGGUCGAGCCCCCGAUCAGCCGUCGGCCUACCGACCUAUCGUGCUGCUCGACGAAGUGAGCAAGCUCUUCGAGCGUGUGCUCGCCGUCCGCCUAGUCGACAGCAUGGAGCCGGACCAGUAUGGCUUCCGCCGCGGCCGCUCGACGCUGGACGCGAUCGCCAGGGUGAGGGACCUGGCAGAAGAAGAGGUGGCUCAGGGUGGGGUUUUGUUGGCUGUCUCGUUGGACAUAUCCAACGCCUUCAACUCCCUGCCCUGGGAAGUCAUCCGAGAAGCGCUGAGGUACCACAACGUGCCGUGUUACCUGCAGCGACUGAUCGGUGACUACUUUGCGGGCAGAGCGGUCUCCUACCCGACGAGCGACGGUUGGAGAAGAAGACGUGCGGUGUUCCACAGGGCUCGGUACUGGGGCCCCUUCUGUGGAACAUCGGGUACGACUGGGUGCUGCGCGGGGCCACUCUGCGGGGGGUCAGCGUCACAUGCUACGCCGACGACACCCUCGUGUCGGCCCGCGGCAGCUCCCAUCGCGAGGCGGCUUAUCGAGCCACAGCCGGCGUCGCACACGCGGUUCACCGCAUCCGUGCACUGGGCCUCGAGGUGGCCUUGCACAAGUCACAUCACAGUGGGCAGAACUUCCAUCACCAUCGGGUCGACGAUGAAGUACCUGGGAUUCACGAAAAGCACUUCCGGCGCUUGGCCCCAAGACUGGUGGCUGCAGCCGGAGCGCUGGGGCGGAUUCUCCCCAAUGUCGGAGGACCGGGAGGCUCGUGCAGGCGCCUCGAGCGAUGGCGCUCAGGGCGGCUCGGGCGUACCGUACGGUGUCAUUCACUGCAGCCUGCCUGCUGUCCGGAAGCCCGCCAUGGGACCUCGAGGCCGAGAUCAACUCGAGCGUCUACUGGCGGCUGAAGGCAGCGAGAGCGGAGGGAGACCGACCCCAUCCCCGGGAAGUUCUGAGCUGGAGGGAAUAGGCCGGCGGAAGGCACUUCGAAAAAUGGAAAGAGAGGCUACGGGAUCCGGGAUCGGAAACGUCUACCACCUGACACAGCUUCUGACCGGCCACGGAUGUUUUGCAAAAUAUCUGUGUGACUUGGCCGGCAGAGAGCCGACAACGACGUGCCACCAUUGUGGCAACGGAGCCGUGGACACGGCCGAACACACGCGCGCAGAGUGCCCAGCUUGGGCGGAGCCUCGCGCUGCCCUGUUCACGGCUAUCGGAUAUGACAUCUCGCUUCCGGCCUUAGUGCGAAAGAUGGUCGCGAGUGCAGAGGCGUGGGCGGCAUUACGGGUCUUCAGCGAAACCGUAAUGUCCGCAAAGGAGGCGGCAGAGCGACAGCGGGAGGACGACACCAACUCCCUCCCGCUGCGUCGACGGAGACCUGGUCGACGGCGCCGCGACCAUCUAGGCCGGAUGCCCUAA